AUGGGAAAGAGAAAGACAAAACAAGAGGUAGAUGAAGGUAAAGAUGAUAUUCCAUCAUAUUCUUCUCAUGAAGAUGAAUUAACGGGAAAUAAAAUAAACGAAAAUAUUGAAAAAACCAAUGAGAAUACUGUAAAGAAUGAAACCAAACAAGAUACUAUUAAACAAUCCGUAGAAGAGAAUGGAAAAAAAGAAAGAUCUGAAACUGAAGAGCAACCAAAAAAAUCCACAUCUAAAACUACUGACGACGAUGAGCCGUCCGACCAAACUAUUGUGUCAACAGCGAAAGGUCGUUGGACAACCGAUGAUGAUAAAUUACUAUCUAAUCUUGUGUUAGCCCAUCUUUCAGAAGUUCGUUGGUCAAAUAUCGCAAGAGAAAAUUUUCCUGAAAGGAAUAGAAGUUCUUUAUUCAAUCGAUGGAAUGUUAUUAAGAAAAGAUUGUGGAAUGGUGGUUUUGAACCUAGAGGAGAAGAUGAAAUUAUUUUGUGA
Molecule: messenger RNA, 486 nt
Organism: Dentiscutata erythropus
Lineage: Eukaryota; Fungi; Glomeromycota; Glomeromycetes; Diversisporales; Gigasporaceae
Source: the annotation of a GenBank genome assembly